This is a messenger RNA of Siniperca chuatsi (mandarin fish), 5972 nucleotides long. RefSeq names its product cyclin-dependent kinase 17-like. Gene Ontology annotation, molecular function: protein kinase activity; ATP binding. The transcript is spliced from 16 exons. Gene Ontology annotation, cellular component: cytoplasm; synaptic vesicle; nucleus. Lineage: Eukaryota; Metazoa; Chordata; Actinopteri; Centrarchiformes; Sinipercidae. The record is from RefSeq and is a predicted model, not a curated record. Bases 1824 to 3362 code for a protein of 512 amino acids. Gene Ontology annotation, biological process: exocytosis; protein phosphorylation; neuron projection development.
GAAACCUUUUCUAUGAUAAAAAAAAUGCUCAAUUACCCCGCCUUUCUGUCCGUCCAAUCAAAUCAAUUCUCUCCAUAACUAACAGCCCAUUGCUUUCCACUUCAGAUUGAUCCCUCAGUGUCAUGUUGUAACAGGAAAUAGAUCACAUUAAAGAAGUAAUGGGACCUUUAAGCAUGCUGGUUACAUUAUAGAACUGUCGAAACACUGUGGUGGUGCCCCCCUCAGUCAAUACUGCACAUUUUAUUUGGAAUGGAAGUUGGGGAUCUGUACAAAGAAAACACUGGUGUUUUUUCAAGUGCAGCAAAAUAUUCUUCAGGAUUAACAUUUCUACAUCCUGCUGAAUAGUUCCUUGUUUGAGGAAUGUGUUUGUUCAUAUUGUGUAUGCUCUGCAGGUGUGUCACAUAGAGCCAUUUAUGUGUGUAUUUUGUAUAGGCAUGUACAGUAAUGUGUGCAGUGGCAUGUAUAGGGGAUAGCGCGUGUGUAUGUAUGCAUGGGUUGAGCAUGAAUAAUGGCCUGUGCUUUUCAGGUCCACGGGGAAGGACGGAGGAAGAAAGAGAAAGAGGAGGGUAGAGAGAAUGUAUGAGAGGGGGAAGAUGUGAGCUAGGAUGCCAGAGGCGUCACUCAAAAGCCUCAGGGUUUCAAUUUCUGCGCUAGGAAGUGAUAAGGACAAAGAGGCUAAGGGUGGAGAGGAGGGAAGGAGCAAGAGAGAGGGAAGGCGAAUGAGAUGGAGCGAUAGAGACGGAGUGCAAGAAAGAGCCUGAUCAGGCAGAAAAUGUUGUCAUUGGCUCCUGAAUAGAAAGAGAGGAAUCUACUGUAUAUUCAACACCAUCUCUGGAUCCAGACAGAGAUAGGAAAAGCGAGGGAGGGAGAGAUAGAGACAAGAAGAGGGGGUGAGAGAGAGAUUGGUAUCACAUGAGAGGGAGGAGAGUAAUAGCAAGGUGAAGGGAGGGAGCAAGAGGACUAACAACACUGAAAGCACUGAUAGGGGCGCCAGAGGCAAGGAAGGAGCAAUCGAGAAAGGGAGUGGAAGGAAGGAGAGCAGCACAACAGCCUUAAUAGAGUGGUGUGCUGAAUAACAGUGGAAGAACAGGAGAAAGAGAAGGAGAAAAACAUCAGGAAAAAGAAGAAGACACUGAACUGGGAAUGAAAAAGUAACAAGAAAGAAGGAAAGAGCUGGGAGCCAAAGAGCUCAGAUAGUUGAACACCAGACAGAUGAAAGUGUUUUCUUCCUAGGAGGAGCUGUAAGUUUGGGUUUCUGCACGUGUGUGUGUGCUUCAUAUAGAUGGAGACAGAACACCUGCUAUUCUGAGAUGAUGGGGUGUAACAAUUUCCAGCUUGUGUGUUUUGGACUGUCUCUGCAGCAUUUUGUCUACCUUCAUGGCGUUUGACCUUCCUUAGUCAGCAAGCAGAGUGUGACUGCAGAGAGAAUAAGAGCGAGAAAGAAGGAGAGGUGGGGAGAGGGAGUGUCUACGGGUAAAAAGAGCGAGAGUGUUAAAGUGGAAUAGUAGCCGAGGGAGUUGCAUUGUGAUUAGUGUGCCUGUGCAGUCUGCACUGUCCUCCCAAGACCUGUUCUUUACUGUAUGGGGUACUACUUGAGAUACAGAGACAUCCUAAAGAUUGGCUUGUGCCCAGAAAGCUUUGACCCUCAAUCAGCUACAACUCCUGAAGCCUGGGUCCCACCCAGACAUGUUGACUGGACACUAAGACUGGACUGAAGUGGUUUCAACUCCUCGACAAGGCCCGGUUAUUUUUUUUUCCAUCUAUUUGUGAAAUGUAUUUUUUAAUCGCACUUUCAACUGUAGUGCUUUGAAUCCUCGGAAACAAUGGAUAUGUCAGGCAACCCCCAAGGGUGCUCUGCUCGUGCUCCCAGUGUGGGAGACUCAAGGAUGGGUGAGAAUAGAAUUGGAGAGGGGAUGAGAACGGGGGAGAGAGACACCCCACUGAGGCUGUCACCUUUCCGUAUGCUUCGGGUUCUGGACUCAUGCCGUCCUCCAGGAAACCGUAUUGGUAUCGUCCAUGAGAAUGUGAAGAUGGGUUCAGAUGGGGAGAGCGACCAGGCAUCUGGGACAUCUUCUGAUGAGGUCCAGAGUCCAGUCAGGGUCCGUAUGAGGAACAACCACCAUCGGCGCAUCUCUAAUGAGGACAUAAACAAACGUUUGUCUCUCCCAGCUGAUAUCAGACUACCGGAGGGCUACUUGGAGAAGUUUGCCAUGAACAGCCCGCCCUUUGACAAGCCCAUGAGCCGCAGGCUACGACGCGCUUCAUUGUCUGAAAUCGGCUUUGGGAAACUUGAGACCUACAUCAAACUGGACAAACUAGGGGAGGGGACCUAUGCUACAGUGUUCAAGGGGCGAAGCAAGUUAACAGACAACUUAGUAGCUCUGAAAGAGAUCCGACUGGAGCAUGAGGAGGGAGCACCCUGCACAGCUAUCCGAGAAGUGUCUCUACUGAAAGACUUGAAGCAUGCCAAUAUUGUCACUCUCCAUGACAUUAUCCACACUGACAAGUGCCUGACACUCGUGUUUGAGUACCUGGAAAAAGAUCUGAAGCAGUACAUGGAUGACUGUGGGAGCAUCAUGAGUGUUCACAAUGUCAAGAUAUUCCUAUUCCAGCUGUUACGAGGUCUGGCGUAUUGCCACAAAAGGAAGGUCCUCCACAGAGACCUCAAACCGCAGAACCUGCUCAUCAAUGAAAAAGGAGAACUCAAACUGGCAGACUUUGGUUUGGCACGAGCCAAGUCUGUUCCUACAAAGACCUACUCCAACGAAGUAGUGACAUUAUGGUACCGACCACCAGAUGUGCUUCUAGGCUCCACUGAGUACUCUACACCCAUCGAUAUGUGGGGUGUGGGCUGCAUCUUUUAUGAAAUGAUCACUGGCAGACCUCUCUUCCCUGGAUCGACUGUGGAGGAUGAGCUUCACCUCAUAUUCCGCAUCCUUGGUACUCCUACAGAAGAGACUUGGUCUGGUAUCACCACCAGUGAAGAGUUUAAGACGUACAAUUUUCCCCAAUAUAAGGCGGAGCCCCUCGUCAACCACGCACCCAGGAUAGACAGCGAUGGCCAUGAAUUGCUCUCGAUGCUUCUGCAGUUUGAGGCUAAGAAGCGGGUAUCAGCUGAGGAUGCUCUCAGACAAUCGUAUUUCAGAAGCUUUGGGGAGCAGGUUCAAACACUGGCUGACACGGCAUCCAUCUUCUCUGUAAAAGGCAUUCAGCUCCAGAGAGAUCCAGGGAAGAGAUCCUCAGUCUACCCAGAGUCAAUGAUGGCCCAUAAGCUAGGCUCCGCACCCUCGCAGUACUUCCAGAGAGAAGCAGCCAAUCCCAGGGUUCAGAGUCAUAAUCUCUCCUCCACUUCCACUGGCUGAGUGGCCCCUACCGUUCUGCCCAGGGGAAGAGCAGGAGGCAGAGUGUGUUGUUUUAGUGCUGGCGGGGGCGCUGAGGUGAGGAGGACAGUGACACAUGGAGCUGUCCUGUCAGACAUACAUUCACUGACCCUGCCACACACACACUGAAGGAGCGACACACACCCUGCCACACAAACACACACACUGAAGAAGAAAACACACACACACACACACACACACACACACACACACACACACACACACAUACAACAACAUGGAAACAAAACCACACAGAACUAAGGCUGAAGAAUCCAUAUGUAACUACAAAAAAAUAGAACAGUUCAACCCUAAAGACAGAAAAAAUAAAAAAAAAUGAGAGAAGUGCGUGAUGCUGGAAGAAAAGUGGGAGAGUACCAGAUUCUCCUUGCUGCUACUACGACUGCUGUCCAGUAGAGGGCAGCGUUUAGGACAUGGGCUGACUCGUCGUAUCAGUGAGCUGUGAGGAAGAAGGAGUGGAAAGUGGACAUGAUUCAAAGGCAAAGAAAGAGAGAGGAAACCUGUCACUUUCUCUUGUGCGUUCCUUUUUUUGGUCGGACUGUUGUACAUAAAGAGACUGAGCUGUAGAACUGCUUUUUCAUAACACGCCUCAGCCUGAAUCCAAACUCUGAAUAUUGCACCUCAACCCUAAAACCCUCGCCUAACCUUGUGGCCCUUUAUUACAUGAUCUUUAAAACAACAAACACUCUCUCUCUCUCUCUCUCUCUCUCUCUCCUUCUCUGUCUUUCUGUAUCUCUCUUAAAUACACACAAAUAAACAUACACUGAUGGUUCACUUGAAAGUUAAGAGUGUGUAGAUCAAUGGAGUUUACAGAGAAACUUUAGCACCUUAUUGUCCAGUAGAGGUCAGGGUGGCUGUCAUUACCUUACCUCAUCAGACACUCAAGCAGAGUAGGAUGUAAAGUACAUGCUAGAUAUUAGAAUGAAGAAGAAUCAAAGUAACAAACCAAAAAAGAGAAACAACAACUCACUAACCAUAGGACAGAUGUAUUUACCUUCACCGGUGGAAUUGGACACUUCACAACACUACAAUUAAAAAAAACUCGAACCAGUAGUAGACAAUAAUUACAUUUGUCACAUGCUCACAUGUUGUAAAGAACACUAUGCUGCAAGGCACUCCUGUUUGAGUACACAAGAAGGACAACCUGUAAGGACAGAGAGGUAAAGGAAGUGUACAAAUCCUCACCUGCUUAUUCUUAGACACCCCCUUCCUCUUUUGCCUUGACUCAGAACUUGUCUUGAUUUGUUGUGUGACGUACAGGUGUUGAUGUUGAAAUGUUCUCUUUGCACCAGAUUUUUUUUUUUUUUUACCUCUUUAGAUCAGUAGAACAUUUAACAACCCCAAACCUCUCCUGCCCAACUCCACAUGCAUUUAAUUUUACUCUUUUUUUUUUCUUUUUUUUUUAAAAACUGUAUAUAUGAUCAUACUUUUUACUUGUCAGAAGCAAUGAUAAUUCCAGGAUGCUGUUCUCAGUCUUUACUGUGUUCCCACCGGAACAGUGUGGCGACUGGCUGGGGACUUGUUGCACAUUCCUUGAGCUCAGGACUUAUUGCUAUUGUCGUUUUGUGGAUGCUGUGAGGUACAGCUGGUCUCGUAUGUCUCCCCAGUAGAGCAGAGUACGUCGAACGUGGCCUGAAACUCUUUGCAAAGCUGGUUCAAACUGUAUGUGUAGAAGAAGAAUCAUUUCUCAGCAUCAACCUGUCAGUCUUCUGUCAUUCAAUCUCUGUUAAUUUGACCAUAAUAUUGCUGUUAAAGUGACUACCUAACCCAUGUCUUUACUUCAUCAUCUUCAAGCAUGUUUGUGUAUUAACCACAACUGUUUUCAGUCGGUAUGUGAAAUAGCUGUGGCUGGAAAAAGGAAUACCUCCACUUGGUUUAAAUCUUGCAUGGGACAUGACCUUAUUAAAUGAUUUUUACACUACAUUAACCUGUAAUGGAUCCUCAAUGAGUCUGAAGACUGUACCUUAAAUAAGAUGAAGACAACACAGUAUUGAGCAACAAUGUGACGUGCUGCCAGCUUUGGGACCAGAUAGUUUGUAUGACAAAUCUGAUUAAACUUUAAGCUGUAUAGUACAGUUUUAGCUGUUACAUAGCCUGUAUAACUGGGCACUAACAUUUAGCAGGACUUCAAGCACUCAGACACGCUGUUGUUUCCUGCCGUUAUUGUUACAGGCUGCCAGAAACAACAGGACCAAAGUCAGCCCUCCAAGCACCAGGUGUUCAAGCACACAACUGUUUCACACACCAAUAAGUUGACAUGUCAACAUGUACUGUAUCUAUGAGAUGGCCUGUGAGUGUAGAUUGGAGUUUCCUGUUCAUCAGGCACCGACCUCGGGUCAUCUUUUUCUGAAAUGGAUUCAGAAAGGGGUGAAGUGAUCCCACGUCUGUGCCUGUCAGAAGGACUACUAAUUUACCCAGAGUGUGACAGGAUGUAGCAUGUACAUAGAUGAUCCCACACUCUGUAUAUACAAAAGUGUACAGGUUUGAUACAGCUAUUCACACACUUUUGUUGCUUUUCUUUAAUGAAAGUCAUAGCAAUAUUUCUGUAAUCAAUAAAAAGCCAAGGUAAUAGGA